GGGCACAAACCCCCAGCCGUCCGUGACAUCGCCGGGAUCCCGCCCGGACCUCACCCGGCGAUAUGUCGACGGCGGCUCCCGCGCCGGGCUCCACGGCCACGGUGCGGGUAUCCAACAUCCCGGCCUCGGCCAUCGCCGCAGAGCUGCUCGCCUUCUUUGACUCCGCCGUCACCAUCGCUGGCGCGACCUUCGCCUGCGAGAUAGUCGCCGCUCACCGCGGCUGGCUCAGCCGCGGCCACGGUUUCGUCCAGUUUGAUUCCUCCGCCGCCGCCACCCACGCCAUCGACCUCGCCUCCUCUGGCCGCCUGCCCCCCUUCCUCGGCUCCUGCCUAUCCGUCUCCCCCGCCCGCGCUGACCUCCUGCCCCGCGCGCCCGACCUCUCCCUCCGCGCUGCCAGCGCGAGCCUCAUUCUAGGCAACCGCGUCGCCGAGCGCGAGCUGGAGGUGGCCUACUCCUGCGACGGCGUGCGGGCCGAGGUCAUCCCGAGGAUGCGGCGUGUGGACCUCUACCUGAAGCACGAUUCCCAGAGCUACAAGCUUGAGGUUCUCUUUGAGGACAUCAAUGAGUGCUUUGGGUGCCACCUCGAUGGGACGGGCGCCAUCUUGCUGCAGCUGACUUAUGCACCAAGAAUACACAUUGCAAUUUCUGGGUCUACAGUUAAAUCAAGGUUUACAGAUGAUCGCUUUCAUGCAUGCAAGGAGGACGCCAAAUUUGCAUGGGUCAGAGCACUAGAUUUCACACCUAAUAGCUCUUUUGGCGAGUGUUCCACUCUUGUCCUGAAACUGAGCAAAGGUGCAUCAGUAUCAUAUAUUCUUGAAAGUUUACCCUUCUCAGGAGAAUUAGGGGAAUUGGCCAUUGCUUCGAUGGAUGUGUUUGGCUCCUCCUCCAAUGUGGUUCCUCUUGUUGACUGCCCAAAUGGCUUUUCUGUGCCUUAUGAAGUACUUUUUCGUCUGAACUCUCUUGUUCACAUGGGGAAGCUAGUUGCCAGGCAUGUUAAUGCUGAUCUGUUUAAAGUCCUUGAAGAUCUGUCAAUCGAUACUUUAAGGAGAAUAUUUGAGAAAAUGAGCAAAUUAAAAUCUACCUGCUAUGAACCUUUGCAAUUCAUCAGACAUGAGGCUCAUAGCAUGAAUAUGAGAAAGAAAGCCUUGUCCAACAAGAGGGAGAGUGGAAAAUUGAUGAGGUGUUACAGAAUUCACAUCACACCAUCAAAAAUAUACUGCUUGGGGCCUGAGGAAGAAGUUUCAAAUUACGUGGUUAAGUACCAUUCUGAGUAUGCUUCUGACUUUGCUCGAGUUACUUUUGUUGAUGAAGAUUGGAGCAAGCUUUCUCCCAAUGCAUUGUCAGCUAGAACUGAACAAGCAAGUCAGCUUCGUGGUAAUUCUGUUUGGAUGUUUGCUUCAAAUAGUUCUCUGACUGCUGAGAAUAUAAGGAGGUGGAUGGGCCACUUUGAAGAUAUCCGUUCAGUCUCCAAGUGUGCAGCUAGAAUGGGCCAACUGUUUAGCUCAUCCAGGCAAACAUUUGAAGUCUCAUCAUAUGAUGUAGAAGUAAUUCCAGAUAUUGAAGUCACAACUGAUGGCACUAAAUACAUAUUUUCAGAUGGUAUCGGGAAGAUUUCUACUAGAUUUGCCAGACAAGUCGCCAAAUUAAUUGGCUUAGACCCAGCUCAUCCUCCUUCUGCUUUUCAAAUAAGGUAUGGGGGCUAUAAAGGAGUCAUCACUAUUGACCCUACAUCCUUUUUCAAUCUUUCUCUGCGACCUAGUAUGAAGAAGUUUGAAUCGAAGAGCACUAUGCUGAACAUUACAAAUUGGAGUAAGUCUCAGCCAUGUUAUGUGAACCGUGAAAUUAUCUCUCUUCUUUCAACAUUGGGGAUAAAGGAUGAAGUAUUUGAAUCGAUGCAACAAGAUGACAUGCACGAAUCAGAUGGAAUGCUAACAAAUAAAGAAGCUGCUUUGUCUGUCCUAGGGAAAAUUGGUGGCGGUGAUACCAAGACGGCAGCUGAUAUGCUUCUGCAAGGCUAUGAACCAAGUUCAGAGCCUUACCUAUUAAUGAUUCUUAAAGCCCAUCGGGCUAAUAGGCUGACCGACAUAAGAACUCGGUGUAAGAUUCAUGUCCAGAAAGGCCGUGUUCUUAUUGGUUGUUUGGAUGAAACUUGCAAAUUAGAGUAUGGCCAAGUUUACAUCAGAAUUACAAAGAAUCACAAGGAGCAGAAGUACAGUGAACAGCCGUUCUUUUGCAACGAUGAUGGCAAAACAGCUGUAAUUGUAGGAAAAGUUGCAAUCACAAAAAACCCUUGUCUCCAUCCUGGUGAUGUCAGAGUACUUGAAGCUGUAUAUGACCCUGGAUUGGAUGCUAGGGGUCUUAUUGAUUGUGUUGUAUUUCCUCAGAGAGGGGAAAGGCCUCAUCCGAAUGAAUGCUCCGGGGGCGAUUUGGAUGGCGACCUCUUCUUUAUUACUUGGGAUGACAAACUGAUUCCGGAGAAGGUUGAUGCACCUAUGGACUACACUGCAACGAGGCCACGCAUAAUGGACCAUGCUGUUACACUUGAGGAAAUUCAGAAGCACUUCGUCAGUUACAUGAUAAACGAUACCCUCGGUGCCAUCUCCACCGCCCACUUGAUCCACGCAGACCGUGAUCCACUGAAAGCUCGCAGCCCCGAGUGCGUCCAGCUGGCCGCUCUGCACUCCAUGGCGGUCGACUUCGCCAAGACGGGAGCUCCAGCCGAGAUGCCCCUGGCGCUGAGGCCCCGGGAGUUUCCGGACUUCAUGGAACGGUGGGAGAGGCCAAUGUACGUCUCCAACGGCGUCCUCGGCAAGCUCUACCGCGCUGCCCUGCGGCACGAGGAGGACGCAGAAGCGCUCCUGCCUGCGGGCCCACCGAGCUGCGUGUACGACCCGGACCUCGAGGUCGCCGGUUUCGACGAGUUCCUGGACGCAGCGGAGGAGCGGUACGAGGCGUACGCCGAGAGGCUGGGCGCCCUGAUGACCUACUACUCGGCGGAGCGCGAGGACGAGAUUCUGACAGGCAACAUCCGGAACAAGCUGGUGUACCUGCGGCGGGACAACAAGCGCUACUUCGAGAUGAAGGACCGCAUCAUCGCCGCCGUCGACGCGCUGCACGCGGAGGUGAGGGGGUGGCUCAGGGCGUGCAAGGAGGACGACGCGUCGAGGGUGGCGUCGGCGUGGUACCACGUGACCUACCACCCGGACCGCCGCGGGGAGAAGCGGUUCUGGAGCUUCCCGUGGAUCAUCUGCGACACCCUGCUGGCCAUCAAGGCGGCGCGCAGGUGCCGGAAGCGGGUGGAAGACGCCGCCGUGCCCAUGGACUGCGACGGUUCCUAGACGGAGGUGCCACUGUGGCAGUGAAGUGAGCCUGUGAUGCGAGUGGAAACUGUAGUAAUAAGAUGCAGUACCGCUGAGCGCUGAUUGCUGUAAAAAGAAGUUAGCGCGGGUUGUCUUGAGCUCCUCCUAACAGGCGUACGUAUGGUGGAACCGUGGAAUCAUGAUUUGCCGCCCUUGCUGAUGACUAGAAGCAGGUACGGUUAGCUAA
This is a messenger RNA of Zea mays, 3546 nucleotides long. RefSeq names its product RNA-dependent DNA polymerase. Lineage: Eukaryota; Viridiplantae; Streptophyta; Magnoliopsida; Poales; Poaceae. Bases 63 to 3338 code for a protein of 1091 amino acids. Gene Ontology annotation, molecular function: RNA binding; RNA-directed RNA polymerase activity. The record is from RefSeq and is a predicted model, not a curated record. Gene Ontology annotation, biological process: siRNA processing. Gene Ontology annotation, cellular component: nuclear RNA-directed RNA polymerase complex. The transcript is spliced from 5 exons.